Telopea speciosissima is the source of this 408-nucleotide messenger RNA. RefSeq lists its product as uncharacterized. The transcript has a single exon. NCBI's taxonomy places the organism in Eukaryota, Viridiplantae, Streptophyta, Magnoliopsida, Proteales, Proteaceae. The record is from RefSeq and is a predicted model, not a curated record. Bases 1 to 408 code for a protein of 135 amino acids.
AUGUCGACAACCGGAGGAAGGACAUUGAGUUUGGGGUUGGCAAUGAAGGUAUUCCUCUGGGUUUCUCCAACAAAAGGCUUGCUAUGGUUCAACAAGAAGGGAAAACUGAGCUCAAGGUACAUUGGACCAUAUGAAAUUUUGAAGAGAAUUGGACUGCUAGCAUACCGAUUGGCCCUACCGCCACCUUUGGAGGCCAUUCAUGAUAUAUUCCAUGUGUCGAUGCUAGAGAAAUACAUCAACAACUUGACACAUGUACUCUCGGCAGAAUCAGAGCAGCUUGAUGCUGACAUGACUUAUGAGGAGCAGCCGACGGAGAUAUUAGAUAGAAAUGAACAUGACCUCCGCAACUGCACGGUUGCGUUAGUUAAAGUUAUAUGGGGAAACCACCCGCCCGAGGAAGCAUCUUAG